This is a messenger RNA of Hyalella azteca, 345 nucleotides long. Its product is annotated as variant surface antigen E-like. The record is from RefSeq and is a predicted model, not a curated record. The transcript has a single exon. NCBI's taxonomy places the organism in Eukaryota, Metazoa, Arthropoda, Malacostraca, Amphipoda, Hyalellidae. Bases 1 to 345 code for a protein of 114 amino acids.
AUGCGAGUCAAGACACGUCGAGUGCGUGGAGCAGACCAUCACAGCAGACCAUCACAGCAGACCAUCGCAGCAGACCAUCGCAGCAGACCAUCACAGCAGACCAUAACAGCAGACCACCGCAGCAGACCAUCACAGCAUACAUCACAGCAGACCAUCGCAGCAGACUAUCACAGCAGACCAUCACAGCAGACCAUCACAGCAGACCAUCACAGCAGACCAUCACAGCAGACCAUCACAACAGACCAUCACAUCAGCAGACCAUCACAACAGACCACCACAGCAGACCAUCACAACAGACCAUCACAGCAGACCAUCGCAGAUCCAUCUCGACAUAUGCAAUUAUAG